Messenger RNA from Pseudogymnoascus destructans, 1585 nucleotides. RefSeq lists its product as uncharacterized. NCBI's taxonomy places the organism in Eukaryota, Fungi, Ascomycota, Leotiomycetes, Thelebolales, Thelebolaceae. The record is from RefSeq and is a predicted model, not a curated record. Bases 614 to 1348 code for a protein of 244 amino acids. The transcript has a single exon.
GUCUCUAGUCUGUAGUCUCUAGCUGUAGUCUCUAGCUGUAGUCUCUAGUUGUAGUCUCUAGUCUCUAUCUAGUCUCUAGUCUCUAGUCUCUACCUGUAGUCUCUAGUCUCUAUCUAGUCUCGAGUCACAUACUGUACUUGCGAGCUGGGCACUGUUGGAACUAGAACUAUGGGGGGGAAAAAAAAAAAACAAUGGAUCGCGGCUCCGGGCAUGAGCAUAACGGAGGGGCGGCCAACAAGUAUAAUACCACCGACAUCACCUCAUCUGGUCUUUCUUUUUUUUCUUUUACUUUUGCUUCUCGACCAUACCAUCAGACAGAACAAACUAUCACCUGCUUCAUAUAUCUAGUAUUUAGUAUACUCACCCCAUACUCAUACUCAUACUCAAAUCAUACUUCAUAACACAGUACUACUACUUCCACCUACCGAUAUACACUUCUGCCUAUCACCUACUUAUCCCACCACAUUACGCAUUAUCACCUCGUCACCACCCGCCGCGCCACAUCGCUUCCGCCCAAAACCCAAACGCUGCGUCUGCCUAUUGACUCAUACCAAUCCCCCACCACCACCAUAAAAUCCAAAACGAGAUCCCAAUCCCCCAAACAGAUUUCAAAAUGACAACCAUCACCAUACAAACCAAACGCAAAACAAUGUCCAUAACCCAAACCUACUACCUCGCCCACUCCGCGCGCGGCAAGCUCUCCACCGAAGCCUCGCGCUCCGACCGCCGCCUCCGCCGCCUCGUCGGCCACGCAAACCUGCUCGAUUCCCUAAUGCUUGAACUUGCCAACGCUGAGGCGGAGCAGGAGAGUUGGUUCAAUGUUUUGGUGCGCGGUGCGAGGAAGACGGAGGAUAGGCAUAUCCAGUGGGCGGACUCGGUUGUUGAGGAGGAGGCUGAGGAGGAUUGGCAAGUUGAGGACGCUGAGAGUGAUUCCAGCGACGAGGAAGAGGAGGAGGAGGAGGUGCAUAUGGGCUUCGCUACUUUACAACGCGUGAAGUCCCACCAAGCAUUCGAUGUCACAAUGAUCCCCUCACCCGCGGACUCUGAGUCCGAAUCCGACGAAGACGAAGACGAGGAUAUCUACGAAGACGACGGCGAGGAGGACUACGCCAUGCUCAGCUUACAACGCACACACUCCCACCCCGCCUCCCCACCCGACCUCAUCGACGAAGACGACAGCAGCAGCGAGGAUGAGGCGAUGCCGCCCUCGCCGCCGGCGGAUGUCAUGCGCGCCUUCCCCAAGGCGGAGGCGAGGGGGUCGAAGGUGUCGCCGGCGAAGGGGCAGUUCUUUGAUGAGGGGUUCUAUUUGCCACAGAGGAAGCUGGUUUCGGCGGUGAGCGUGUACUGAGGUGCAUACUACUCUGUCCGUCUGGGUCUUUUGAGCGAUUAGCGGGAGCGGUUUUUUGGGAAAGCAUUGCAUUGCAUGGUGGAUUGCAUGGCGCAUUCUUGGGUUUUUACGGAAGCAUCGUAUCGUAUCAUGGGAUGGGAAUGGGAGAUCUAGAUGCGGACGCAAAUGUCCUGGCGCAUAUGGGAAGGGAAUACAUAAGGAAACGUUACAAAGGAGUGCUUCCUGGUCAAAAAAAAU